Messenger RNA from Penicillium brevicompactum, 777 nucleotides. RefSeq names its product coiled-coil-helix-coiled-coil-helix domain-containing protein. The coding region runs from base 1 to 777 and encodes 258 amino acids. Gene Ontology annotation, biological process: protein import into mitochondrial intermembrane space. Lineage: Eukaryota; Fungi; Ascomycota; Eurotiomycetes; Eurotiales; Aspergillaceae. Gene Ontology annotation, molecular function: protein-disulfide reductase activity. The record is from RefSeq and is a predicted model, not a curated record. Gene Ontology annotation, cellular component: mitochondrial intermembrane space. The transcript is spliced from 3 exons.
AUGUUUCGCCCUGCUGCCCGAGCGCUCGCUCGUGCGCCCACUGUCGCAUCCCGCACACCUGCAACCACACGAUUGAUAAGCACCGGUCCCUCGAAGCCGAGAAGCUGGAAGAACACUAUCCUCCGAUUGGGCUUGGCCGGUGGUGCCAUCUACUACUACAACACAAGCAGUGUUUUCUCCGAGGAGCCGAAGUUCUCACUUCUUUCUUCGAUCCGCAAACAAAAUGAUGAAGAAACCAACACCCAGACUCUCGACUCUAUCAAUCCUAAGAUUCGACAAGAACGGGCCGCCGCGAAGGCCCAGGAGCUCCAGGACGAGGCUGGCCAAGAGGCCGCAUUCAACCCGGAGACCGGCGAGAUCAACUGGGACUGCCCGUGUCUAGGAGGUAUGGCCCACGGGCCUUGCGGAGAGGACUUCAAGGCUGCCUUUAGCUGCUUCGUGUACUCCGAGGAGGAGCCCAAGGGCAUUGACUGCAUUGAGAAGUUCAAGGCCAUGCAAGAUUGCUUCCGCCGGUACCCCGAGGUCUACGGCGCCGAGCUUGAAGAUGACGACGAGCCCCAAACCGACGCACCUGCAUCCGCUCCCGCCACAGAAGCCCCCACCGCUGCCGAGAUCGAUGCCGCCUCGCACCCCGAUGAAAAGCGCACCCGUGCCAAGGACGUCAACGCCCAGAAGAAGGCCGAGAUUGCUGAGGUCGGCGAGAACCCUGACGGCGACUCCCUGAUCCCCAAGGCCGCGCACGACACCGAGGAGAAGAACCAGACUAGCAAAGCUUAG